Molecule: messenger RNA, 936 nt
Organism: Ogataea haglerorum
Lineage: Eukaryota; Fungi; Ascomycota; Pichiomycetes; Pichiales; Pichiaceae
Exons: 1
Coding region: 1-936 (311 amino acids)
Biological process (GO): mitochondrial translation
Cellular component (GO): mitochondrial small ribosomal subunit
Molecular function (GO): structural constituent of ribosome
Source: RefSeq, a predicted model, not a curated record
AUGUCGCAAGUGCGGUACAACCGCAUUUUGGCAUAUCCUUCAUACACCACAAAAGGCUACAUUCCGCCAUCGAGGGGCGGCAGAAAACAGACCGUGUUCAAAAAAUUGAUGGACGAGUUUCUCGGAGACAAGAACUACAAAGGCCAGUACUACGACAAUAGAUUUGCAUUCCUCAAACAAAACCAUUCCACAAACUACAUUGACCCGCGCUUUCGAGACGGCAAGACUAAGCUUUUUGCUGAAGAGUCGGAGGUAGAUGAGGCUGAGGAAGGACGUUCGACUCCUGAAUCUAGAGAUCAGUUGCGUCCAUUUUCCCAGAACAGGUUCACCGUCACCAAUACCAUGGUCAGCGAAGACAUGAAAAACCAACUUGUGAGUGAGGUUCUUGACGAAGGAAAGGCUCUUUUAGAAGUUGCUGUCAAGUACAAGAUGAAAAAUCAAAGAAUUGAGGCAUUGGUCAAACUGCAUCAGAUCGAGAAGCAAUACGAGGAGGAGGGAAAAAUCACCCCAACCAUGGAGAAGUUUGCAGACAUCAUGUUCAAGGCGUUCCCGCUUUUUGACCCCGAGGUUCACGGCGAGAACCUGACAGAGAUUCCGAUUCCGUCAGAGACUUUGCACUCUCGUUUCGUGACGAUUGCCGAGUCUGAGCCAUUUGGCCCUGUGGACGCAGCAAAGGAGUUUGGACUGGAGCCCGCUGCGGAGACUCUCAGAAAGGUCACGGAAGAGGGGGAGCACGCUUUGUCUAUGACAAACAACGCCAAAGUGCACGAGACGUUUAUUGCUCCGAUGCACGAAGGAGAUAGGGUCGCUUACAAGUUCACUGAUGUAAAGGUCGGGGAGGUUGGCUUUAGAUACGGAAAGCCAUACCGAGACAAUCGGAAAGACCGCAAGUAUGCGUUCGAUAAUGCGGGAAAAAAGUAUCCUGUUCUGGAGUGA